Messenger RNA from Rhododendron vialii, 774 nucleotides. RefSeq lists its product as uncharacterized. The record is from RefSeq and is a predicted model, not a curated record. The coding region runs from base 1 to 774 and encodes 257 amino acids. Gene Ontology annotation, cellular component: nucleus. Gene Ontology annotation, biological process: chromatin remodeling. The transcript has 4 exons. NCBI's taxonomy places the organism in Eukaryota, Viridiplantae, Streptophyta, Magnoliopsida, Ericales, Ericaceae.
AUGUGGUGGCAAUCGCUCAUAGCAGUUGUUGAUCUUGCUAGAUUCUCUGAUAUUGGGCUUAUCAUCAACAUUGGUGUCUUGGUCAUUGGUUUCAAGACUACUUUUUGUGGCCAGGGGGUUCCUCACUAUUUGGUCCUCCAAAGGCAUCGCAAUGGGACAUUAACGGGUAAGACUAGGGAGCUAGUUGACACCAUGCUUAGGAGGAAGAUUAGUAUAGCUUGUCUUCAGGAAACUAAGUGGGUAGGGGAGAAAGCUAGGGAAAUAGAGAACACAGGUUAUAAGCUCUACUAUAUGGGUAAGAAUAGACAUAGAAAUGGAGUAGGUAUCGUAGUAGAUAAACACCUGAAAGAUUCGAUGGAUGACGUGGUUCAAGAUAUACCUUUUGGGGAGAAGCUAUAUAUAGGAGGCGAUUUCAAUGGCCAUGUGGGAGUGCAUAAGCAAGGGUAUGAGAAGGCACACGGUGGCUUUGGUUUUGGGGACCUUAACGAAGGUGGUCGGAGGAUUUUAGAUUUUGCAGUAGCUUUUGACCUUAUAGUGGGAAAUACCCUCUAUAGGAAGCGAGAAGAGCAUUUAAUUACCUUUGAGAGCGGACCUAAUAAAAGCCAAAUUGACUACUUUCUCGCUAGAGGUGCAGACCGCUUGACAUGUAAGGAUUGUAAGGUUAUUCCAGGAGAGUGUCUAGUGGCACAGCAUAGACUUUUGGUGUUAGAUAUUAGUCUCAAGGGGAAUAUUAGAAAGAGGAAGGAAACUAGAUGCCCACGAACUAAAUGGUAA